AUGGCGUCUCUACAGCAGUCACAGGUGCUGUCGCACUCGAAGGCCAGGCGGGCUGCGAACAAUAACUACUCGAAGCUAACUCAGACCCUCUACGCAAAACUCACUAAGCUUUGCCUCGAAUAUAAUAACCACAUCUAUUUUCUAGCCUAUCGCAAUGGUCGAUUCAACGGAUUCGUAUAUCAGAGGAGACCGGUCGGCCUUGGUCACCACCAGGUCAAGAUGCUCUCGACAACUUGUAUCCUCCGCCAGUUAUAA
Alternaria atra is the source of this 255-nucleotide messenger RNA. RefSeq lists its product as uncharacterized. The coding region runs from base 1 to 255 and encodes 84 amino acids. The transcript has 2 exons. NCBI's taxonomy places the organism in Eukaryota, Fungi, Ascomycota, Dothideomycetes, Pleosporales, Pleosporaceae. The record is from RefSeq and is a predicted model, not a curated record.